Molecule: messenger RNA, 3253 nt
Organism: Agrilus planipennis (emerald ash borer)
Lineage: Eukaryota; Metazoa; Arthropoda; Insecta; Coleoptera; Buprestidae
Product: importin-11-like
Exons: 14
Coding region: 175-3111 (978 amino acids)
Biological process (GO): protein import into nucleus
Cellular component (GO): cytosol; nuclear envelope
Molecular function (GO): small GTPase binding
Source: RefSeq, a predicted model, not a curated record
CUAUGUAUUAAUCAUAACCUCUCUAAUUCGCUUUGUCGGUUGUGGUUGUUUUUAAGGAUAUGUGCUCUAAAAUGUGCUAUUCUGUAAAAAAUUGCAAACUUAUUUAAAACUAAACGUUUCUGAUUAACUAAAAAUAAAGUUCGUUAGGUCAGAGUGUCAUGAUUAAAUAUAAUCAUGGAUCUUGCGUCUACACAAGCAAUGGUACUGGAUGUUCUACAACGAGCAUCAAGUCAAAAUUCAGAAAUUCUGAAGCCAGCAGAGGCAAAACUAAGUGAAUGGGAAAUACAACCUGGCUUUUAUUCAGUCCUACUGCAAAUAGUUACCAACCAUUCUGUGGAUGUUAAUGUUAGGCUUGUAGCAGUGUUAUACCUGAAGAGUGGUGUUGACAAAUACUGGCGUAAAAAUGCUCCAAAUGAAAUUUCUGAGGAGGAAAAAAGAUCAUUGAGACAGGGCUUAGUAACUACCUUUGCAGAACCAGUGAAUCAAAUUGCCAUACAGUUGGGGGUUUUGAUUUCAAAAAUUGCCAGGUUUGAUUGUCCAAGGGAAUGGCCAGAGUUGAUACCUACACUUAUACAAGCUAUAGAAAAUAAUGAUCCUUUAAUACAGCACCGUGCUUUACUAAUAUUGUAUCAUGUAGUUAAAGCCCUUUCUUCCAAGCGUUUAGCAGGAGACCGUAGACUUUUUCAGGAACUUAGUGCAAGCAUUUUUGCAUUUAUUUUGAAUUUAUGGAAUACUUUUACAGAAGCAUUUGUCACUAGCAUUAAUCAUGACGCAGCAACCGAAAUUGUAACAGAAAACUUAGAAAAGGCUCUGCUUAAUCUUAGAAUAUUAAGAAAACUAACAGUAUUUGGUUUUCACAAGUUGCAUGAAAAACAGGAUUGUCUUUGCUUUUUGAAGAUGAUUUUUGAAAGAGCUAAAACUGCAUUAGAGUGUAGGAAGCAAUUAAGGGGGAAAGGUAUAUAUGUGCUUGAACUAUGUGAAAAAUUCAUAAUCCAUCUAACUAAAGUCCUUCUGAGCGUAUUGGACAUGCAUCCCAUAUCUUUUGUUAGUUUUAUUCGUCCCACAUUAGAGUUUACAGUUUUUUAUCUGUUUACUACUGAAGGAACUCAGUACACGUAUGAACGAUUUAUCAUUCAGUGUCUAAACUUGAUAAAAGGUAUUCUCUUAUGUUCUGAAUACAAAUUAGCAAAAAUACCGGAAUUAACGAAAGAUAUUGCCCAAGAGGCGAACCAAAUAAAAGUUUCUUUCUUUCAACCUGAAAUUCUUACCGAUAUUUGUCGCAAAAUUGUUUCGCAUUACAUGCUUUUAAAAAGGGAUGAUUUGGAGUUGUGGGACGCUGAUCCCGAAACCUUUGCCAAUGAUGAAGUAGGAGAAAGCUGGAAAUACAGUUUAAGGCCUUGUGUUGAGACGGUUUUCGUGACCUUAUUUCAUGAAUACCGGGACACUUUGGCCCCCGUGAUGGUGGAGAUGAUAAAGGAGACAGCAACUGUAGUGGAUGUUCACGAUCUUUCGGGAAUUUUAAAAAAAGACGCUGUUUAUAAUGCAGUCGGAUUGGGAGCUUAUGAUCUUUAUGAUGAGAUCGAUUUUGACCAAUGGUUCACGAACACCUUAGUCCAAGAGUUGAAAGUAAAAGACCCUAAUUAUCGCAUAAUUCGACGAAGAGUGUCACGCUUAAUUGGCAAUUGGACUGGGAUUAAGCUCUCUACAGAUUUGCGACCACUUCUUUACGAGUGUAUUAUAAACCUCUUGGGCUCCGAUGAGGACAUGGCAGUCAGAUUGACCACCUCAACUACCCUCAGGCAUGCCGUAGACGACUUUGAAUUCAACGCUGAGCAGUUUAGACCCUAUUUAGACACUACGUUCAAUCUUCUAUUUAGUCUCUUGAAAGAAACCACAGAAUGCGAGACUAAAAUGCACGUUUUGAACGUGAUGACCCUUGUGGUAGAAAGGGUGGGUCAGACAAUUCAACCUCACACUGAAGCUCUCAUACAUUAUCUGCCUCUGCUCUGGAAGGAAUCGGAGGAGCAUAACAUGCUCAGAUGCGCCAUUGUGUCCACUCUUGUGCAACUAGUCAAAGCCCUGGGACCCGCCAGUGCCGAACUCAACCCCUUCUUGUUACCAAUCAUUCAACUGGGCACCGACACAAAACAAGGCGCUAUAGUCUACUUGCUUGAAGAUUGUUUGGAACUGUGGCUGACUGUUUUGGAAAACACCAGUAACAUGACCAAUCAGCUGAUGCAGCUGUUUGAUAACAUGCCUAAUUUGUUAGAUUAUUCAACUGAGACGCUGCACUGUUGCUUGGUUAUUAUUUUGGCACAUAUGCUGAUAGCUCCCGAGCUUGUUAUGAAGACUCAGGGACUGCAGUUGAUGACUGCUUGCGACUCUUUAAUGGCGGACAUGCGUUCGGAGGGUAUUUUAAUGCUUACGCGUGUCGUCGAGAACUUUAUACGUGCGUCACCCAAUCUUGGCUGCGAAACCGUGAAGGUCAUCCUGCCUAGGAUCUUCCAGUCAAUUUACCAAACUGAUACCAUGCCAAUGUUACUUUCCAUGUAUUUGUCCAUUGUGGCUAGGGUUCUUCUUUCAUCCCAUGGGAUAUUUACCGAAAUUAUAAGCUUGGUGGCGAGAAAAGAGAAUAACAACGAACAUAACGUCCUUGCCUCUAUUUUGGACGUCUGGAUUUCCAAGAUGAGUAACGUAACAAACAUCGAACGAAGAAAACUUGUUGGUCUAGCUCUUGUGAAUUUAUUGACAACUCAAAGUCGACCCGUUAUGGAACGUUUUAAGGGUAUAAUAGAGAGAAUAUUGGAAGUUCUUCAUGACGUAAGUAAAACGGAUGAGAAUGGUGCAACGGUGGAUUCGUUGGUGCUGACGGAAGGACAGAGCCCUAGCCAUUUCCAGCCGGAAUCUGAAAAUUAUGAGACUGACCACGACCAGAGGAAGAAGCAGUUGAUCUUAUUGGAUCCAGUCCACAACAUCGUAUUGAAGGAUUACUUCCAGUCACAGCUCUUGGAGCUGCAAAGGCAAAUAGGUCCGGUCAAUUUUGAACAGAUGUUGCAAAUGGUUGAUCCAGACGUUUUGUUGCAGAUUAAAAAAUACUACUUUAAAUUGUGAACGUAAUAAUCAGUUCAUUUCACCUUCCACCCCCCUUCCCUGCGUCACACGUCACUGUUUUUUAUUGUGCCUGAUUAAGUUUCUAAUCUUAUACAUAUUAUACAUAUAUUUAUGUAAAUAAAGCCUUUAAUUUUCCAUUUUA